AUGAAAAAACAACAACAACUCUUGCACCGGGAUCGAGCCGGCGACCGCGGUUCCCAAUUAGUGUCGGAGCUAGCGCACACCACAAGCGGUGUGGUGCGGUGCAAUGCACUGGCACACGCAGUGUGGCGCGGUGCGGUGCAACGCGGUGCAGUGCGGUGCGGCGCGGACACCGAAGCGGUGCACGGCGUUGCUCGGGGGUGCAUUGCGCGGGCCCAGGCGUGGAGCGGUGCAGUCCGGGACGACACGUUCCACAGCCGCAAACUCAAACGGUAUGCAUGGACUCCCAGCCGGUGGCUGAGCCUGCAUGCCACGCAAGGCACAGGCACAGGCGUCAUGUUUCACGCACAGCGUACACCGCCACACCCAGCUGUGCCCGUGCAGUAG
Messenger RNA from Volvox carteri f. nagariensis, 384 nucleotides. RefSeq lists its product as uncharacterized. The record is from RefSeq and is a predicted model, not a curated record. Lineage: Eukaryota; Viridiplantae; Chlorophyta; Chlorophyceae; Chlamydomonadales; Volvocaceae. The coding region runs from base 1 to 384 and encodes 127 amino acids. The transcript has 4 exons.